This is a messenger RNA of Podarcis raffonei (Aeolian wall lizard), 5181 nucleotides long. It is a transcript of the gene AMMECR1L, whose product is annotated as AMMECR1 like. The record is from RefSeq and is a predicted model, not a curated record. The transcript is spliced from 8 exons. Lineage: Eukaryota; Metazoa; Chordata; Lepidosauria; Squamata; Lacertidae. Bases 576 to 1508 code for a protein of 310 amino acids.
GAGGCUGGCGGAUCGGCGUGCACAUUCCUCCCCCAUUACCUCACACUCGGCGAAGGGGCCGCCGGGAUAGUGGAGGACCUGCGCUCUGUGCCGCCUUGCUUCAGCUCUCUCUGUGUAGCCGGCGGCGAGCCCGGGAUUCCUCUUCCGAUUUCGCUGUGCGGUUUCCCCCCUUCCCCUCCCCCCGCCCCCGGGCCGCCUCGUCCUCCCCUGCCCCGCUGGGUCCACUUCUCCGGCUCUCGCCCGCCUCGGCCCAUGGCUCCAUGAAGCGCGGGGCAGUCGAGGUGGCGGCGGCGGCGGCGCUGGUGGCGGCGGCGGGGAGGCAAGAGCAGGAGCGGCGGCGGCGGCAGCGCUGGUGGCGGCGGCGUUGGUUGGGCUGAAACGGCGAACUGGGGAAGGGAGCCGUCUCCGCUCCGGGGAGAGAGAAGAUUUGGGGAACAGGAAUGGGCCGUGAGAAAAGAAAAUUCAUUCCAGAUAUAAAAUAGCUUCCCGUUCCACUUGUCCAUCUCCCCCCUUGGCAAUACAAGGUUUCUGCUUUCAGGUUCUACAGUACUCCAGACAGCAAGUGCUGAAUCAGGAUGGGAAAAAGACGCUGUGUUCCUCCACUUGAGCCCAAGUUGGCAGCAGGCUGUUGUGGGGUAAAGAAACCCAAAUUGUCUGGAAGUGGAACACACAGCCACGGGAAUCAAGCCACAACCGUGCCAGUCUCUAGUUCAGGUCCUCUUCAGAACCACCAGCAUGCAGAUGGGGGCAAUGGAAGGGAGAACGUAUCAGAUUUGACUUUAUGCCCUGGAAACUCUCCAAUUACGCGAAUGAAUCCCACUUCAGGAGCAUUGAGCCCACUCGCCCGGCCUAAUGGAACUGCCAACAGCACCAAAAACCUAGUGGUGACAGCGGAGAUGUGCUGCUACUGCUUUGAUGUACUCUACUGUCAUCUUUAUGGUUUCCCUCAGCCAAGACUUCCUCGAUUUACCAAUGACCCCUAUCCACUCUUUGUGACAUGGAAGACAGGGCGAGACAAGCGACUUCGGGGCUGCAUCGGAACUUUCUCUGCCAUGAAUCUUCACUCAGGACUCAGGGAAUACACAUUAACCAGUGCACUUAAGGACAGCAGGUUUCCACCCCUGACUCGUGAGGAGCUGCCUAAACUUUUCUGCUCUGUCUCCCUCCUCACUAAUUUUGAGGAUGCCACUGACUACUUGGAUUGGGAGGUGGGAAUCCAUGGAAUCAGAAUUGAGUUCAUCAAUGAGAAAGGUGUCAAACGCACAGCAACAUAUUUACCUGAGGUUGCUAAGGAACAAGAUUGGGAUCAGAUUCAGACAAUAGACUCCUUGCUCAGGAAAGGUGGUUUUAAGGCUCCAAUUACCAAUGAUUUUAGGAAAACUAUUAAACUCACCAGAUACCGCAGUGAGAAGGUGACAAUCAGUUAUGCAGAAUACAUGGCUUCUCGUCAGCAUUGUUUUCAGAAUGGCACUCUUCAUGCCCCGCCCCUCUACAAUCAUUACUCCUGACACAAGGCUGCAUGACCAGUCCCGCCCCCCAGCUACCACUAACGGCUAUGACAUCAUUGGGGCAGAUGCCUCCUCUUCCUGGUCCAGUUACUUCUAUUACUGCACCAUUUUAUGAUGCUAGCUUCCGUUGCCAAGUCUGCCUUCCAGCUGACUGAGGGAUGGGGGAUACCAGUGAGUGCAACUGAACUUCAAGGGGCCCAUGCCUUUCCUCAUCCUUCCUUCAGAAUGAGGGUUCAGUUGGACUGAGGCUCCAAGACUAACAGUUGCAGUUGGGUAGAGAGAACCUUGAGGAACGGCAGUACAGCUUCAGAUUGCUCUGUGUGUUAAAUUGCACUGUGUUCAUUUGAAUUGUUAAUUGUGACAGCCCCCUUGAUUAAGUAGGAGAGUUCUCCUGGCAGUCUGGGCAACGGAGUACAACAACAUAUUUUUAGGUUAUUUUUAAUUUUUUUAACCUCUGAUAUUUAUCUACCAUGAGCUGAUUAGUCCUUAUACACCCCAGGCAAGCAGAUGACAUGACGCGUUACAAGGAUGUAUGUCAGCAGAGAUUCCUCCCUCCUCCUCUUCGCAGAAGAUGGCAAUUGAAAGGGGAAACAAAAUUUACUGCAGAUGAAAUUUACUGCGUGCACAAAUCCAGGAGGGUUCAGUUCUCACACCUAGCUGCUCUUGGUUUUGACGAAGAAGGAAAGUAGCCCACUAGAUAGGACAGUAAUGCAUAAAUGAAGGUGAACUGCUCUGGGUUAUGUUUGAGAGUAGCUUGCGUUUCCUUGUCUCCUGGAAGUACAAUCUCCCUCUCCUUUGGGGGUUUUCCCUGGGUUUCUAACUUGAAAUACAAGCAGCAUGGUCUGCUGUUGGAUUGGGGCUGAUAUUAUUCCCCACAAAGCCAUCGUUAAAGCAAUUCAAAAAGGACGUGAAAAUUGUGUAUAGGGAACACUCCAUGGGACCUGUGUUUAACUGGCAGCAGUUUUAUUUAGCAUGACCCUGAUACCCAGGUAAUGAAAUACACAGUAAAUGUUAGCCUUUAAGUGGUUAUCUAAUAUAGGUGCCAUCGCUGCACUGGUGCUUCAAUACUAGAUACAUAUAAUUGGAAGUCAUUCAGAUUGAUUUAAAAGUAUAUAGCCUCCAGAUAAGUGUACUUAGAACUGGAACCUAAGGAAUAUUUUCAACCCAUACCUCCCCAACCCACCCCCGCAAAGUUAACUCACAACCAUGUUUAACUAUCCUGUGGAUUUUAAAAUUGCCCUUCCUAUUGUUGCUGAAUAGCCGGUACAUCAAAUCAUAACUGGAAAGCUCUUUUUUCCCAUUCAACUAUCCUAAUUCUCCUGUGUGAGUCACUAUGUGUUAUCAUGAAUGCAGGCAUUCUUAAAUGAAUCCACAGGGACUAGAAAAUGGUAGUGCAGGACUUGUGGAAAUCUUGGUAAUCAGCAUUGAUAGAUUAAAAAAAAAAAACAGGUGGAGAGCACAGCAUUAUGAGAAUUUGAUACCUUAUAUGCAGUAUGUGUAAGGACAGUAGCUUUUAUGGAAGGCUUAUGGGAAGCCAGGAAUUAUCUGGGAAUUAUCUUUUACUGUGGGAUGCAAGUUUCCAGAUUCUUGGUGAAUGAACAUUGCCCCGGUGGGGAGGGUGAGGGGAGAUUAAUGCCUUCUAUCUUGAAGCAAAGCCUCAAAGGCAGACUGAAUAGAUGUUGGAUUACUGGAGAGGUAGACAUGAAUAGCCCAUAUGAACUGGUGAGCAAUAUUUGCCAGUAUCUGGCUUGGUUGCAUCAAAGUGAACUGCUGGCUAGAAGAGGGCAAUCAUAUUAUCUUCCUGGCAAAAGGACUGUUCAGAGAAUCUAGGAAGCCUCCAAAUUACUUGUUUUUCUACCACUAUUCCUCCUGUCUCAGAAGAAAACCUAACCUUGAAAUUUUGCUUGUCAAUGAACACAUAUCUAGAUGGUUAUGGGUGGGAAUGAGAGAGAGAGGACCUCAUAUUCCAGAUAUCUGCAGUACUGCCCCAGCUUUGGUUUUGUAUCAGAUCAUUUGUAUGGAUUACCACUUUUUCCCUUCUAAUGAUGAUGAAAUGUGUUUGAAUGUGAAGGGACUGUUUCAUGAUUUCCUGCUACUGAGAAUAAAUCAGUCUUCUUACAAAUUAGAGUGAUUUGUAGUUAAUGUUCCAGGUGCCCUGGACUGAUGGGAGAUUGUAGAUGGGAGAGGAGAGUUCAGCUGUGGUCAUGCCAUCCAUCUCUGCUCUCAGACAGUAUUGAAACAUAGGGCUACACUAAUUACUAUUCAAGUGUUCUACUUUAGAAUUUAAAUUGUAAAGAUUUUUUUAAAAGAAAAAAAAAAUGGUGCUAAUCUUUCACCCCUGAGCACAUUCGGUGAGACUGGUCAUGCAGGCAUAUAGUGCCAGGCUAUUCAAUAUUGCUUUUUUUAAAAAAAAUGUUUGCCCUGUUACGUGUCUUCAACAGUGUAUAGUGUUAAUUAUUUGGUUUCAUUUUAAUGGGUGUGGGAGUUCAGGAGCCAGGUGGGGACCUUAGUUGCCAUUUUAAAGAACAGACUUUUAGGAAUGACUUGACCUACUUGGUUUAAUUUAACCAUUUCACUGAAGUAAGCUAAAUUGGUUUUGGAGUGAGAGGUGGUCUCAUUCCCUGCCCUUAUUUCCAUCCAACCACCUAGUCUGUAUAAAUGGAAAUGCCUCUGUUAAAGUUGGAUUGUGGUGUUUUCUUGUACUAAGUGGAACAGCAAGCAGGCCAUGAAGCACGAAAUAGUCCUGAGAAAUGGGUACAUUCAGCAUUGGUCUCAUAAUGGAGUUCAGUUACAGUAUCUUUGAACAAGUGUGUUAGUUGUGUCAUUCCUGCAAAAUGUAUGGGGUAGAAUAAGUCGUCUGCAGAAUAUGACACUAUAUUUGGCUCAUACAUAGCAGUAAUGCACCAAGAUGAGCCAACACUGAUAUUUGAAUGAUGUGGGAACCAACAAAAUAGCUAAAAGAGAACCGCCUGUUCUGGAGCCGUAACCAGUUGUAUUUUUCAGCUGAUUAGUGAGUAGCAGGAUUGUAUAAAGACCUUAGCAAUAGUCUUCUGGUCUGAUUGGGAACUGGCUCAUCCUUAGCUACAAGCAAGUGCCUUUUGGUCUAGAUGGGUUUAUUUCAAGACAACUGUAGUUGGGAAUCUUCCUUGCUGCAGCCAUGUAUCUUUAGUGUUUGGUUUUGUUUUUGUUUUUUCUCUCCAGCAGAUAAUGUCUUUGAUCACUGGAGUCUCACUGUUUCCCCCACCCCUUUUCAUAAUGACAACGAGCCUAUCUUGAUAGAGGCAUUUUGGUCAGAAAGAUUUUAUGGUCAGAAUAUCAGAUCAGCAGAAAACUGCAUCUGAAGACCAUAAAGGCGAAGUAAUCUGUACAUUUCAACCAAAAUUUUAAGUUUUGCACAUAAUUGUUUUCCCCGAUUCAUUGUUAACAUUGCAGUCUUCAUUGACUGCUGUUUUGUUUAAUUUCUAGCACCAAAAUGAGUGACAUUUUGGGGUUGUUAUUUUUCUUUUGUUUUUCCUUUAAAGCAAGGAAUUUCUUUUGACCUUCAAUGCAGAGAUGUCAGACCAAUUCUUUGUUAUUACACUUGGUUGCCUCCUAGCUAUAUAACUUCUGGGUGUAAAUCAUUGAACUUUACCCUCUAAUGAAGUAUUGUAGAAAAUAAAUUGUAAUGGAUACA